Zychaea mexicana is the source of this 525-nucleotide messenger RNA. RefSeq lists its product as uncharacterized. The coding region runs from base 1 to 525 and encodes 174 amino acids. NCBI's taxonomy places the organism in Eukaryota, Fungi, Mucoromycota, Mucoromycetes, Mucorales, Lichtheimiaceae. The transcript is spliced from 2 exons. The record is from RefSeq and is a predicted model, not a curated record.
AUGAGUUUUAACGAUCGGUUCAACGAAGACGACGCCAUGGACCUAGUGGAAUCCACGAUGUUGAGCGAUGGGAGAACGAGAACGAAAAGCCGCAAAGUGUAUGCUGGUGACGAUGCAGUUGUAGCUUCUGCUCCCACUAUAGGAGAUACGCGUCAAAAUUCACAGCAUGAUCAAUUAGAUCACGGAGAAACCGAUGAUCUCGACUAUGGUGACGGUCCUGGUAGCGCUUUUAAUGAAGGCUUGACAGUGUUUCGUCUGAAUGACCAUGACAUCGAAAAACAUAAAAGGAGAUUGGAAGCUCUUGAUGAAAACUGGUCCGAGGUCUUUAAGGUGCUACCGAAAGACUAUGUAAAGUGCAGGGGAAGUAGCGACUAUAGUCUGGCCGAUACGACUCCGUUUUUCGACGCGCGCUGCACUACAUGCGAUAAAACAAAGGAACGGGAGAUCCUUUGCGUUUUCAUUACCGGUAACGCAUUACGUUGCAUUAAUAAUUACCAAACAUACUGUGAUAUGGACAACUGCUAA